Cyanistes caeruleus (blue tit) is the source of this 2149-nucleotide messenger RNA. The record is from RefSeq and is a predicted model, not a curated record. NCBI's taxonomy places the organism in Eukaryota, Metazoa, Chordata, Aves, Passeriformes, Paridae.
AUGCUUUCUGCACCACUGGCCAAAUCUCAUGGAGCAUCUGCCCUGCUGGGCCUGAGCACUGUAAAUGGUCAGAUCAGGCAAGGACAGAGAACAGAGCGGGUCAGUGUUUCUGUGCGUGUUCUUUUCUGAAAGUACUCCAAAUCAGCAGCUGAAAGAAACAGUUAGGAAAGAAGGAACUUCGAAAGUGCAAAAAGGAGUAAGUUUCACUUUCUGAGAAGUCACAAUAUAGCUAAAAGCUGGGAUAUGGUGAGUCUCAAAAUGGACAAGUUGGAAAGGGCUUCUGGAAUCAGGAGUAAUACCUUGUUUAGGUCUCAGCAAACAGCAACCACACCUCUGGGCCAACUGGCCUCAGCUCCUUCUGUGUUAGCAGCACCCAACCGAGCAGAGCUGACAACCACUGCACAAAUGGCUACUUGGGCCUGGGUGGAUGGCCAGGCAGACCAGGUCCAACAGGAUAAAAUCUGGAAUCUGUGGAGGCUGAAGAGAGGAAGGAGAUUGUGGUACCAGAACCUGAGUUUUCUUAAGGACCAUGACCAAAUGGGUAAGAGAAAGGAGCAGAAGCCACUGCCAAACUAUGUCUCAUUUUCAAGCAAAGUUCUCAAUUCAACCAACCAAACUACUGGCAGUCAAAUGAACACUGAGCUUGGCAGGGCUCUGGUAGAUAUUACCUUCAGCAGUGGUACAGGAAAGAGGAAACUUGAGGGUGAGUUCCAGAUUUCUUAGUUCUUCAGUAAUAAUAUAACAGCAACAAAGCAAGUUCUUUCAAGGGUAAAAACAGAUCUUGUCCAACAAUGUCAUAACAGAUGAUCCUCUUUGUAUUUUGGGUGACUGAGCCAUAUAUAGACAGCACUACAGAUCUCAUCCAUCUUUCCAUGAAAAUCUAUGGUAAGGAUGCCACUAACAUCUGAAAGAACAGUACUACAGACAAAAGACCAUUUUUUCCUGAAUUUUAUCCUCUGAAAACAAACAAUUAAUAGAGAUCUUCUCAGAUCAGUCGCAACAUAAACAAUGCACUUUCAGCUCUGAAAGCCAGCAUGACAGAAACACAGCAGCUUGUUGCAUUUCAUGUAGUUAGACAAGGAUUUGUCAGCUUCUGUCAUCUGCAUGUUUAAACUUGCUCUAAAGAAUAAUACUUAGGCACAUGAGACAUGCUCUGUGCUUUUUACCACUCCCUGAUGAGGGAAGGAGACCAAAUAUUUUUUACAUUAGUUUUCAUUUUUGUUUCUGUGGAUUUGCUGCUCUUAAAUUCCUUUCUCUUAUGCUUUUUUUCUGGUUUAGCUGAUGGAAACUCAUUGACAAGGAAGCAGGCUUUCACAUUUUGCUCUGAAGGCGUGUUGGCUCAGCAACCUGUCUUACACCCUCAGAAUUAUCAACCUUGAAUUUAACAGGUUCAUAGUCCCUAAAAUCUGUGGUUGCCCCAGGAAACCAUCCUCAAGUUAAAUCAACACAACAAUACCAAAAGCCUGUUUAGCUACUGCAUCUUCAUUACAUAGAUUGAAACUUUAUGGCUUGUUGUUCUGUGGGGAAAAAUCUGCAAGGAGCAGAGCGUGGAGAGUGUACACACAAUGUCCUUUAAGCUGUAUGUAACUUCUGCAGGAUCAUGCUCAGGCCAAAGUGGAGCUCAACACAGAAGCCAUGAGCACUGCCUGACACAACAGGAGGCAGUCUCUCACCUGACUGAGAUGGAGAUGGGUGCACUCACGCUUUGCAAUUAAAGCAAUUUGUUUUUAUGAUGAGACUUCAGUGGCAGAAGGCAGCUCAGCACACAAGGUGAUCACUGUGACCAGUGUGAUCGCUGAUUCAAGUGGUCUCAGGCAAAAAAAAAAGGCACUUUAGCAGGAAGAGCCAGGUCACACCCCCUGAAAUCACAACUCUAAUGUUCUCCUCUUGGCUUCCUCAGCACAGCGAGAAAUGGAGGAUCAGGGUUUCCAAGAUGACAACUAAGUUACCUAAAGAAGGAAGACCACAUCAUGCAACCAGUCCGGGUGAAGAAGGCUGAUUCCACUCUGUGCAGACAUAAAUGAUGAUGGAGAGUUGAGUUCAGACACACAAAAUGGGAACUUUCUUUUUAAAACUUCUUGUUGAACUGAAAUGCUUUCUGCUCUCUCCUGUGAGCAGAAACCUGCACCAGGAACUCAUUUGUCUUCAC